AUGACUGCUGGAGAGAGAAAUAUUAAAGAACUGUUAGAAGAGUUCAAGUUUGAAAAAAUCUUGAAUUCUAAUCCUCAGAAUAAGAUGAUUUCAGUGCUAGGAUCAAUUUCGAAAGAAAGUGAUGCUAUUGUUGUUAUUGAGAAAUCUCAUUUUCUUCCAGAUACCCAAUCUGAGGAUAUCAAGUCAUUAACUGGCGCUAUAGAGCAAUUGUUUAACAACGAUUGCUACUUUACUGGUGUCACGGUAGCUACUGAGCAUCAAAUAUCUCAAAAAUUACAGCAGCUAAAAGUGAAUUUAAUAUACCCAGCUACCACAACACAUAUUCAAAAACAAUUACAACAGAAGUUUCAUAUGAUAACCGAAACACCUACAAUGUACGAAAAUAUUGUCAAGCCGUAUAUAGAUGAUAUGUAUAAACAAGGUAGAUUAAAAUGGGUACAUAACAUUCUAUAUGAAGGUGCCGAAGCUGAGAGAAUUGUGUAUCAAAAUAAUGAUAUGAUGGUUCUUCCAGAUAUGAAAUGGGAUGGCGAAAAUAUGGACACUUUCUACUUAGUGGCUUUAAUAAAAAGACUUGAUAUCAAAUCAUUACGGGAUUUGAAUCAAUCUCAUAUUCCAUAUUUAAAGCAAAUAUUAUGUGAUAUCAAGACAAACAUCCCAAAACUAUACAACAACCAGAUCAAUGCAGAUGAAUUGCGUAUAUUUAUUCAUUAUCAACCUUCAUACUACCAUUUCCACAUUCACAUCGUAAAUAUAUUGCAUUUAGGAUUAGGAAACGGCUUGGUAGCAGGAAAGGCUUGGUUAUUAGAAGAUAUUUUAGACCAAUUAGAAAAUAUGGCACCUUCAAAAGACGGCUUCAAAGAUAGAACGCUCACAUAUGCAUUGGGUGAAAACCAUGAAUUAUGGUCUAAAUUUAAAUAA
Molecule: messenger RNA, 918 nt
Organism: Tetrapisispora phaffii CBS 4417
Lineage: Eukaryota; Fungi; Ascomycota; Saccharomycetes; Saccharomycetales; Saccharomycetaceae
Exons: 1
Coding region: 1-918 (305 amino acids)
Biological process (GO): deadenylation-dependent decapping of nuclear-transcribed mRNA
Cellular component (GO): nucleus; P-body
Molecular function (GO): RNA 7-methylguanosine cap binding; hydrolase activity
Source: RefSeq, a predicted model, not a curated record